AUAUUUGAACUUUUUUUUAGGCACAUAAAAGUAACUCUUUUAAUUUAUUUUACAUGUAUUUGUUUAUAUAUGUAUAUUGUAAGUGUUACAGGUUUUAGACCAUAUUUGUAUUAUACAGGGUGUUCUAAAAUUUUCGAAAAUACUAUAGCAAAAAUGUUCUCAAACAAAUUAAGUAAAAUAAUUAUUGGUAAAUGUUUAUUUCAAACAGUAGUUUCUGAGAUAUAAGAGCUUAAAGCUAAUUAAUUAGAAAUUACGUUUAGACUUUAGAAUUACUAAUAUACCUAGAAUCAUUUCGUAAAUUUUCUCCUAUUUAUUAUCGAACAUCCUGUAUAAUCACUUGUACAAUAUAUGAAUUUCUCAUUCAAAUCUUGAUAUUUUCGGAAAUAGUGAUACUAUUGAAAUAUUUAAUAAACAAUUGAACAAAUACUAACAAGAUAUUAAAUACAACGUAAAUAAGUUACAUAACAUGUUUUAUAAAUUAACAUUAAGAAAAUAACAAAAAUGUAACAUCCAGCGAUUAUAGCAAAAACGCAACAAUGCAUUGCGUUGUUGUAUAUACGAGAUUUCAUCGAAAUUGGAAAAGUCUGUAUCUUCUUUUUUUCACAUGAACAAGAAAUCACGUAUAAUGUCAUAUUUUAAUAAUUUUCCACACUUCUGUCAAACGUUUGUUAAAUCAUUGUAAUAUAAAAUUUGAUUUUUUUUUUUAUUUGAAUUAAUAUGCACGAAAUGUAAAAGGUGUUGCAAUUGCACAUACAUUGCAAAACUGUUUGUGAUAUGCGACACUACAAUAAUGUCAAUGUGUAUCAUAAUAAAGUAACCAAACACCAAACAAUAAGUUAUCCGUAAAAGUUUCAGUUUUAACUAAAGCAUUGAUACAUAAGCAGAUAUCUACCUCAAAAGAAAAAGUGCACGAUUAUCAAAUUGAUAUCACUAUCUUAAUGUCUUAUUUUUAUUUUAUAGCUGCUCCAUCGGAAAAUAGAGGAAAAUUAAUUUCCUUUAUUUUCACUUAUUUUUUCCUUGUCCAUAGUUUAUACAUUUCUUACAUUCUGUGUUUUCCCACGGUACAAAGUAAACGUUACUCUUAAAAUUAUGCUGUAGGCUUAAAAAAAGAAUUCACCAUACAUAUACAUAUAUAAAUUUAAUACAUGGAGAGGGGGAAGUGCAGUGUCAAAGAGUUGUUCCUACCAUACGUAGUUUAGCUUUCGCGAAAGAUGGACUUUGUUGGAGAACGGUACUAUAAGUUGAAUAAAAUUCUUCUAUUAUGUCUUGGUCUGUGGCCUUGUCAAACUUCAACUUUGAAGAAAACUCAAAUAAUCUUUUUUCAAACACUGUUCAUAUCUUUUUUAGUAUGCCAGUGGAAUUCAAUGCUUGUACAAAAGUACAGCAUCGAGUUUAUCAUUAAAAUUACUAUGUUUAUCACCAUUAACUGUAUUUUUAUUGUAAAAUAUAACGCAUUUCUCUUACUUGACAAUAAAAUCAAAUAUAUUUUUGACAGAAUUCAAUACGAUUGGAACAUGUUAAAGGCUCAAGUGGAAUUGGAAAUGAUACGAAAAUACGCAAACACUGCAAAAUUAUUUACAGUCUGUUUUAUAAUUUUGGUUACUACGAUUAUCCCGGGAUUGUUAGUAAUACUUUCUGUACCUCGUAUACUUGAUGUAAUCGUACCAAUGAAUGAAUCGCGACAGCGACAAUCACUAAUACAAUUAGAAUACUUUAUUGAUGAAGAAACAUACUUUUUCGCUAGUCUGAUAUAUAUUAUCCUAACUAUCUCUGUUGGUACUAUCACGAUAGCGGCUAUCGCAACAAUACAUAUGGCAUACGUAUUGCACGCAUGCGCUAUGUUUCAAAUCGCCAGCCAUCGAAUAGAACACAUAUUUGAUAAUCUACAACAAAUACCAAAGGAUAUUAAAAAAUACAUGCUCUGCAAUAAAUUAAUUCAUGCAGUAUAUGUUCAUCGCAGAGCUGUAGAUUUUACCAAAAUUCUGACAAACACUUUCGCGACAUUGUAUUUCGUGUUAUUAGGACUUGGUGUGGUUUCGAUGAGUCUCAGUUUCUUGAAUUUUAUUUAUGCAGUAUUAUCCCUAAAAAUAUGGGAUGUAUUGAUAUGCAGUUAUUCUAUAUUUGUGCAUAUGUAUUAUAUAUUUGUGGGAAAUUUUAUUGGACAGAAUGUCAUAGAUACCAGUAUUGAUAUUUGUCGAGCAUCAUACAAUGCGCAAUGGUAUGUUGCCCCAUUAUAUAUGCAAAAGUUAAUACUAUUUAUAAUGCAAAGAAGUAACAAAAGGAGUGCUUUAAUUGCUGGUGGUUUAUUUGAUGCAUCGCUAGAAGGUUUUGCCACGCUCAUGAGUAUGUCUGUAUCCUACGUUAUGGUUCUUCAAUCCAUAGGACACAAAGAAAACUACGAAAAGAAAAAUGAUCAUAUUUAAUGAAUUCUAUGUGCAGGUUUAAAAUGCAUUCAGUACUACAUAUUUAUUAAUGCAAGAGCUUGUCUAUUGUGACCGUAGAACGAAAUUUCAAAAUUAUGGAAUACCUUCACUACAAUACGAGCCUAUUAAUCACCGUGUAUUUGCGUAAACGCAAUUGUGCAUACCAAACUGUUAAAACUAUAAUGUGCGCAAGUGACUACCCAAUAACCCAGCGAGAAAUGAUAAUGAAAUCAAUAUCAAAUUGACGUUGAAGUUGUCAAAUUAAUAUCAUUUUAACGUCAGUUUGACUUUUAUUUGAUGGAUCAGUUCUCGUUGAAAAACAUCUAUUAACAGUAAUGUAAUCUUAAUAUUAGCCUAUUCAGCAAUGAAACUGUAAUAUAUCACAUUUUAUACGUGUUAAUUACAUUAUUGAGUAGGAAAUUGCAAUAUGAAAUUAUAUUACUGGAGAGAGAUGUUCAUAAUCUUACUAAGCACAUAUACAUGUACUUGCACUGUUUAUGGUAAACCCCGCAUACAUAAAAUACAUAGCAUAACAUAAGACUGCUAAACCAAUAAGCAUCUUAACAUUAAGUCACCAUGUUGAUUUACAUAAGAUGCUUAUUGGGUCAGUGAGUUUAUGUUGUAUUAUGCAUUUUGUGUACUAGAGCCCUUAGAUGGGAGCACAUACUUUUGCAUAAUGCAUAAUGCAUAACGCAUAAAGAAACUAACCAUCAGAGUCAUUCGUUUUUAUCCUGGGGAAGAAAAUAAAUGAUUUUGAUGGAAUGAUUCUUUUAUGUGUUAUGCAAAGUUUGUGCUUCUGACCUUACACUAGCAAUAAGUGCAAUUUAGUGCGUACACUACCUAACGAAUUAUGCUCCGACCAUUACGAUAAAAAAAGCACGACAUUAGUAUUUGUGAAGAUUCGUGUAGAAGAUUGUAAAAAAAAGAUAAAUAUCGGCUUCUGUAUUGGCAUAUUACCGUCUCUACAUAACGGCAAAUUAUUAAACAAAUAAUUUUAUUAGUAAUUAUUAAAAUUUAUCACUUAAUAACAGAGGUACUAUGAGUGACCGUCAUACUAUCUUUUUGUCUACUUUUUUAAAUUUAUAAUAUUAACUUUUAUUUUAAACUGAUGAAUAAAUAAAAAAUAUAAUUAAAUAAAAUUCUUUUUAUGGCACGUGAUAUGUUAAAUAUAUUACCUAAACAUAUCCUUCUAAUGUAAUGUUUUCUAUUCUUCUUCGGCGUAGAUGUUUCAGCUAAAUAUAAUUCGUCUUAUAAUAUUUUCUUCAAUGUAAUAUGCUGAAGCACUAAAUAUAUAAUAUAUAAACUUAAUGUCAUCUUUACAGUUCAACAGCCAGUGUAAAAA
Molecule: messenger RNA, 3765 nt
Organism: Solenopsis invicta (red fire ant)
Lineage: Eukaryota; Metazoa; Arthropoda; Insecta; Hymenoptera; Formicidae
Exons: 9
Coding region: 1212-2423 (403 amino acids)
Biological process (GO): detection of chemical stimulus involved in sensory perception of smell; sensory perception of smell
Cellular component (GO): plasma membrane
Molecular function (GO): olfactory receptor activity; odorant binding
Source: RefSeq, a predicted model, not a curated record